Molecule: messenger RNA, 1070 nt
Organism: Nothobranchius furzeri (turquoise killifish)
Lineage: Eukaryota; Metazoa; Chordata; Actinopteri; Cyprinodontiformes; Nothobranchiidae
Gene: eef1e1
Product: eukaryotic translation elongation factor 1 epsilon 1
Biological process (GO): positive regulation of DNA damage response, signal transduction by p53 class mediator
Cellular component (GO): cytoplasm; aminoacyl-tRNA synthetase multienzyme complex; nucleus
Source: RefSeq, a predicted model, not a curated record
UCCACAUUUCAGCCAAUCACAUUAGUCAGUGAUUGGCGUUCUCCUCCGUCAGUCACAAACAUGGCGUUGCGAGAGUUAGCAUCGCUAGAGAAAUAUUUGGGCCUUAGAAAACCAAAUAAGUACAGCACACAGGGGGAUAAAAAGACCCCUGUGCUGCAGAAUAAUGCUGCUCCUCCGCUGCUGGGGCUGGUGACCAUCGCUUGUCACCUGGUGAAAGAGGCCAAGCGCCCUGAGCUGCUGGGUGACUCGGCGGAAAGCAGGGCAGUGGUGCAGCAGUGGCUGGAGUACAGGGUGACCAAAGUCGACAACUGCUCAAAGGAAGACAUCAAGAUAAUCCUGAAGGACCUGAACCUCUACCUGCACGACCGAGUCUUCCUAGCGGGGAACCGUUUCACCGUAGCUGAUGUUCUGAUGUACUACGGAUUACAUCCACUCAUAGUGGACCUGACCGUCCAGGAGAAGGAGCAGUUUACCAACGUCUCUCGCUGGUUCGACCACAUCCAGCACCACCCUGGUGUCCGACACCACCUCCCUCCGGUAGCUGUGCUCAGGAACAGAAUUUACACCAGCAGACACCACUGACACCCUCCAAAAUACUCAACCAGACGUGGUACGACUCUUCUGCCCUUCAGACCGGACCUGGGCUUCAACCCUCAUCGCAUCUUCAUCACAAGUGUAGAUUAUUUCCAUAUGAGUCUUUUAUUCUGUAACUCAUGAUUCAGGUGUGCUAACGCUAAAGGGUGUCUGGUAUCUCGAUACCGUCUGGUGCAACACUCUGUGUGUUUAUGUUGUUUUAUAUUUGUUGGAUGUUUUCAAAGGGAAAUCGUUGUGAGUGGUGCAGCUCAGUAGAAGGGUGUUUCUGUUUGUAAGAGAUUAUUUAAUCUGAGCCUUGAACGUGCUGCGACAGGUAGCAGUGCACAAUGUUCCAGGGAACAGCUCCCUACAUGUCUCUAGUGCUGGUGCUGCUGGUAUCAGCAGUCUGUUUUAGUCCCGUGAAGGCCACCAAGGCCAUGUUGCUCUGAUUCUGCAAUUUUAUCCCAUUAAACCUCAGGCUCCGUUCAGUUCUCUGA